Messenger RNA from Fragaria vesca subsp. vesca, 1045 nucleotides. RefSeq names its product vacuolar protein sorting-associated protein 29-like. The record is from RefSeq and is a predicted model, not a curated record. Bases 183 to 755 code for a protein of 190 amino acids. Gene Ontology annotation, cellular component: endosome; retromer complex. NCBI's taxonomy places the organism in Eukaryota, Viridiplantae, Streptophyta, Magnoliopsida, Rosales, Rosaceae. The transcript is spliced from 4 exons. Gene Ontology annotation, biological process: intracellular protein transport; retrograde transport, endosome to Golgi.
ACGUCGCUCCGGAACACGUUGACAAAUAACAAUUGCUCACAAAAAACAAAACAAAAGUUUCAGAGCCUCGUCAACAACAACGAAGCAAAAGGAGUUGUACAAUUUCAUAAGCUCUUGAAGAUCAACCAAGUCUGAUUUUGUGAAUUGGGUUCUCAGGUUAUUUGGGGUUUGAGGGAGUGAAAAUGGUGUUGGUUUUGGCCUUGGGGGAUUUGCACAUACCCCACAGGGCACCUGAUCUGCCUGCAAAGUUCAAGUCCAUGCUUGUUCCUGGCAAGAUCCAGCAUAUCAUUUGCACUGGGAAUCUCUGUAUCAAAGAAGUUCAUGACUACUUGAAGACUCUUUGUCCCGACUUGCAUAUUGCUCGAGGUGAGUACGAUGAAGAGACAAGAUAUCCAGAGACCAAAACACUGACUAUCGGUCAAUUUAAGUUGGGACUAUGCCAUGGCCAUCAGGUUAUUCCAUGGGGGGACCUAGAUUCUCUAGCCAUGCUUCAAAGGCAGUUAGAUGUAGAUAUCCUUGUCACAGGUCACACCCAUCAGUUCACAGCCUACAAGCAUGAAGGGGGUGUUGUUAUAAACCCUGGGUCUGCCAGCGGAGCCUAUAGCAGCAUCACCUAUGAUGUCAAUCCAAGCUUUGUCCUCAUGGACAUUGAUGGCCUUCGUGUGGUUGUCUAUGUUUAUGAACUCAUUGAUGGGGAGGUUAAGGUUGACAAGAUUGAUUUCAAGAAGACAACUGCUACUCACUCCGCUCAUUGAACACAAAUUUUAUCUGUUGGAUUUGCUAUAGACUCCAGGAUUCCUCACUCCUUUCUGUUAGUGAUGUAUGCGAUCCCAUUAUCUUUGUAUUAAUGGGCAAUUUUCUGGCUUAUAGAGAUCGACUCAGGUUCUAGCUUUCUGUGGAUUUGAUUCACUUCUGAUAAUGCUCGACUCACUAAUAUGUGUUAAUGACUUGGUUAUUUGUAUGGCAGAUCUCUUUCACAAAGCAACUAUCCUGUUUAUCGAAACUCUGGGAAAUAGAACAGGGCAUCAAUACACCAUUAUGAUUU